Microthlaspi erraticum is the source of this 1593-nucleotide messenger RNA. NCBI's taxonomy places the organism in Eukaryota, Viridiplantae, Streptophyta, Magnoliopsida, Brassicales, Brassicaceae. The record is from the annotation of a GenBank genome assembly.
AUGGACGCAGCUCAACUGGAUACGCAAAGGAAGAAGGGAGAAGCCAUCUUGAAGACCAGCUCGACCGUCUACUCGACCAACCGGUCGAGUUCCUCAACUCGACCGGCCAAGCUUCAACUUGAUCGAGCUGAGAAGCUUUGUGAUUUGACAAAGAUCAAUGGUGUCUCUGAAGAUGCCAUCAAGCUGAGACUCUUUCCUAUGUCUCUAGCUGACAAAGCUCACCAAUGGGAGAAGAGCUUGCCCCAUGGCACAAUCACCACUUGGGAUGAAUGCAAGAAGGCCUUUCUUGCUAAGUUUUUCUCCACCGGUCGCACAGCCAAGCUUAGAGGAGAGAUAUCCAGCUUCAUCCAGCGAAACAAUGAGACAUUCGCAGAGGCUUGGGAGAGGUUCAAAGGGUACACAAGUCAGUGCCCACACCAUGGAUUCAACAAUGAAUCACUACUCUCCACUCUUUAUAGAGGAUGCUUGCCUAGGUAUAGGGAGAUGCUAGACACAGCUAGCAAUGGGAACUUCCUCAACCAGGAUGUAGAUGAUGGCUGGCAACUUGUGGAGAACAUAGCUAACUCAAAUGGAAGCUAUGGAGAAGAGUAUGAUCGCACCAAUCGGAGCUCGACCCACCACUCGAUCGAGUCAGACGAAAAGUUGAGAAAAGAUGUUAAGGCAUUGAAUGAGAAGUUGGAUAAGCUGAUCCUAGCUCAGUCCACAAUGAAGAAAGUCAACUUUGUGUCUGCUGAGGAGAUGGAACCAGUCCAAGAAGGGGAGGAUACACAAUUUGCUGAGGUGUGCUACAUGAGCAAUGGGCAAGGAGGUUACAACAAAGGAUACUAUAAUUACAAGUCCAACCCUGCCAUGUCAUACCGCAACACUGAUGUUGCUAACCCUCAGGACCAAGUAUAUCCUCAACAACAAGCAGCUCGAUCGAGUCAGGUGCCACAACAUGGGUAUGGUCAAAAGAACAAUUACCAAGGACCACAAGGCACUUUCCCUGGACAACAAAUGAAUAUCCCACCAGGCUUUCCCCACCAACCGCCCCAGCCUGCACCUUCACAAGAGAAUGAGCUCAAGGCAAUGCUAAAGCAACUACUUCAAGGGCAAGCUGAUGGGGUAGUGGACACAAGCAAGAAGCUAGCUGAAAUAAACUCUAAGAUCGAGAACCUCAACACAAGGGUUUACUCUCUGGAGAAUCAUGCUUCUUCUGUUGCUGCUGCUACAAAGCAAGGACAACUACCUGGUAAAGCUAUUCAGAACCCCAAGGAACAGUGCAAGGUCAUCUUCACUCAAGAGGACUUGUUGAAGAAGAGGAUCAAGAGAAGGGUCAUUGAAGAUUUUUGUUUACUGCUGAAUGAUGAUGAGAUUGUUGCUGCUGAGGCUCCUGGAGUCCAGAUUGAUCAACCAGAAGUGCAGGCACCUACUGUGGCCCUUCACACUUCACCAGUUGAGCUCGCACAACAAGCUCGAUCGGCAGCUCGAUCGAGUCGACAUCAAGCUCGAUCGAGUCCGACCUCAUCUGUACCAAAGCCAUUUUGCUUGAUCCUUACCAACCGGUUGACACUCCCUCGCCUCGCCUACUUAGUCAAGGGCACAAGGAAGUGA